GCUGUCAGCUGACUCGCGACGACUCCCGCAAGCGCCUCCGUCGAUGUCGCCUCCCGCUGCUGCCGCUGCGACCAUGGCCCCGUCAGCCGCGCCGCUUCGCCUCCGCCGCCGCCGCCUCCUCCUCCUCGCCGCCCUCGCGGCUCUCGUCCUUCUCGUGCAGGGCGCGGCAGCGGAGGCGCCGCCGCCGGCGGACGGCCUGCUGGUGCUGCGGGCGCCCGCGUACGUGUCGCUCGCCAAGGAGGAGGCCGCGCUGCCUGGGGACCGCGUCGGAGACCUCGUCUCGCUAGCCAUGGGGUUCUCCGUGGAGCAGGAGCUCCCGUGGGGCGGCCUCGCAGCAGGCGACGUGUUUCUUCGUCCCCGUGCCUUCCUGCUCCUCUCCCUGCUGGGGGCAGACGAGCGACUCCUGCCCAAGGCCAUCGCCUCCUACCGCGUCGCGCACACGGUGCCGGUUGACUUGUCGUGGGUGAGCAAUUCGCUGGAGUCGUCCUUCGGGGAUGACUCGCUGAUGCUGGAGUACUCGCCCAUGCAUCAGUUCAUGUACGGCUUUGGGAAGGCAUUUUCUCAAAUCGCGCAGUGGGAAAACCUGCGACCUCGCAACCUCAACACGGCCAUCGCGCCUGGGUCGUCCCUUAACGUCACCGUGCAGGAGGAUGCGGAGUUCCUGCUGGAGCUGCGCUUGCUGCAAGAGUUUGCGAAGGCCGUAACCUCCGCUAGCCCAGCCUCCCCGGCCGUAGUUGCCGUGGAGUUGGGGGGGCUGCUGGGAGUGGUGCGUCGUCAUGGCGAUGGGUCCGCUCAGGCGGAGGAGGCGAGGAGCAUGCUGGGACACGCCGUUGCCCAGUUUGCGGAGGACGUGGCCGGCGUGUGGGGAGGGGAGGUGGUGGUGGCGGCGCUUACGGUGGCCACCGCUCCGGAGCCGUCCCUGCGCAGGGCGCGCUCCGUGCUGCAGCUGCGGGAGACGCGGAGCAAGGUGGACUUGCAGAACCCCUACAACCUGGCGUACCGCUACAACUACAACUACGCCGUGGUCUUCAACAUCGUGCUGUGGCUCAUGCUGGCCAUGGCUCUCGCCAUCAUCGCCGUCUCCUACGGGAUGUGGAACAUGGACCCGGGCCGCGACAGCCUCAUCUACCGCAUGACCAACCAAAGGCUCAAGGCCGAUUAGACUCUCUCUCACCCUCUCACCCUCCCACCCCCCGCUCCACCCAGGUGUCUAGUGAUGCCCCCCUUUCAUAAGCACCAUACCCCCCCCCCCUUCUCUUAUUACCUCUGUCCCCCAUCCAGUCAUUCCGCUCCCAUCUAGUAUUGUCGCACACCUCUCAUCAGAGGUCGCAAACGGGUUUUGAUUCCUUACCCGUACCCGUACCCGGCCGCACCAGGGUCGCAAACGGGUACCCGUACCCGAGUAUUGGGUAGGGUACGGGUAUCGGGUAGGGUACGGGUAUUGGGUACCCGGUUGCGACCUCUGCCUCUCAUUGGUGCCACGUCCCAUGUGGCUCUGCUCCAUCUUGUUCCACCCCCCUGGGUACUGCCCCCCCCCCACACCUCUGCUACCACCACGCUCAGAGCCCCCCCCCCCCCUCACUGGUGCUGCCCCCUUCCUCUCCAUUGGCUGACGAUAUCACCAACCGACCGUCCGUUCAUCGGAUGGGCAAUCGCCGUGCAUUUCGGCAACCAUAGUUUUUUUUUUUCCGCGCUCUGAUGUAAAUUUUUAUUUUUUUAAUUAUUUUUGCGCGGCGUCACUUCCUCUUAAGCCAAUCAUUGUGAUGUCAUAUCCUGUGUCGUCGACACCCCCUCCCACCCGCCCCCUGCCUCCCCCCACCACCCACACCGAGAGAUUUUGUGUUUUGCGUGAAUUGCCGAGCGUCGGCCCCUUUGCCCCCCCCCCUCGAUCCCUACUCUGGGUUUGUAGUUGUUGUGAUUCGUGAUCCGCGCACGACGUCAUUUCGGUGUUUGUGUCGUCGGCCUUGUGUGGUUCCCGUCCUCUCUCUGAUCUUCAGAAACACUCCGUGCUUGCCGUGGGUAGUUGUGUGUUUGCUGUAGAUGCAAGUGGUGGCUGCGGCUUGUGCAUUCACUCGGCUCCACACCCCCCCCCCACCUCCCCCCGCCUCCCCCAGGUGAAUCGUCACCCACUUGCGGGGGUCACAAUUUGAUUAUCGUUUCGGUUUUUACCGUCUCGGUUCCCUCUCGUUUCUAGUUUUGUUCCGUCUCGUUAUUCGCCUCUCCUCUCCUCCGUUAGCAUGAACGUAACAAUUUACUUAGCAUUUCGAGAAGGCCUCAAUGCCAUAGGCGAGGGUGCCACCACCACUCCUCGACGCGCGGCGACCUCCGCCGUCGAGACAUCUGUGGAAAAAGCUUUAUAGCUCAUCAGAUUACUCCGGUAUAAAUAAAUACAUAUUCUGAUCUGCUCUUAGGUGUCUUCCCCUCAGUCGCUGGGCCCGUGGAGACGGCCGCUCCCACGCCCGUCUUGGCAAUCGGCCUUCUCCCACUCCACCCUGCACACGCGUCCCACCCAGCUAAACACAAAUACAUCAAUCUCGUGAUGAGUUCAAUAAAGCGGCGUUCAUGCAAACUGCGGGCUCACAAUCGCUGGGUAGGAACCGCAGGCGAGCUGGAAGGCUGCCAGGUGGCGUGAGCCGACGCUACAGACAACUGCUCUGCGGUUCUAUACGUGUUAAGAUGGUUUCAGCCAGUUAGUGAGUGUGUGUGCAUGUGGGAGGAAUCCGCUGUUGCCCGAUCUCAUCUACAACGAGGCUCCCCAUCUGUCACUCCGGCGUCGCUCAUCCCGUCUUGCCACGACAUUCCCAGCGUCCGUCUCGAACACGCGUCCGUCUCGAACACGCACCGGCCCGUGAUGCCCCAUCGGCUUGUCUUGGAGCUGCGGAGGCAUACAUCGUCACGGGGUUCUCGCACGCGCCAUCACUCGGAUUACUGGUCAUUCUCGGCCUACGAUUUUUUUUUUGCUGCCACGGUCACGCAAAUUGUGAAAUUGAAAGGAGAGAAGCCUUGGAGGUGGCUGACUGGAUAGAUUGAGCACUUCCUUCCAACACGUGCGGUGUCGUCAUGUGCUGAAGGGCUUCACGUUGUGCACGGCUCUGCAAUGGCCGUGGGGAGAAUGGAGCAGUGGGCCUCAACUGGAAUAUGGCUGACUUUAUCCACUUUGGUAUAAUAUAUCAGUUUUUACUUUAUAAUUCACAUUUUAACAGAUUUUUGUUAAAUUAAUAUAUUAAAAAAUCAUAUAAAUGUCGCCUGUUUUAUGUAAAUGAUAUGCUAAUGAACCAUUUCAUGCGAAACGGAUGCGAACAAAACUACAAAAUGGGAGCUAAAAAUAAUCCCAGAAAACUGCAAACGAGACGAAGCAAAUCACAACCCCGAAUCGUCACGAUCGUCCUGGUGUCAUGCCCGGAGUGCGAAAUCCUCUCCCGCGCGUCUCGGAUGCUACUGAUGGUGUGUUAUUCACGUACUCGCUGAGCAAAAUCAUAAUAAUAAAGUGUUUAACCCUC
Molecule: messenger RNA, 3500 nt
Organism: Lethenteron reissneri (Far Eastern brook lamprey)
Lineage: Eukaryota; Metazoa; Chordata; Hyperoartia; Petromyzontiformes; Petromyzontidae
Gene: ATP6AP2
Product: ATPase H+ transporting accessory protein 2
Biological process (GO): positive regulation of Wnt signaling pathway
Cellular component (GO): external side of plasma membrane; membrane
Molecular function (GO): signaling receptor activity
Source: RefSeq, a predicted model, not a curated record